This is a messenger RNA of Colletotrichum truncatum, 1095 nucleotides long. RefSeq lists its product as uncharacterized. The record is from RefSeq and is a predicted model, not a curated record. NCBI's taxonomy places the organism in Eukaryota, Fungi, Ascomycota, Sordariomycetes, Glomerellales, Glomerellaceae.
AUGGCGACGCCAUUCCAGGUAGAGGCUUGGACCGAGUAUGCUAUCGGAUUACUCGUGCUUCUGAUUCGAAUAAUAUACCGGUCGAGUAUUGUCGGAACCAACUGGGAAGGGGAUGACUACUUCGCCCUCCUUGCAGUGUUCUUUUGGACAGCGGAGCUUGUUAUGCUGGAGUUGAUCGGACAGUAUGGCAGCAUCACGGGCAUGAACGAUGAAAUCGCACUUACUCUCUCCGACAAUCAAAUCAAAAGAAUCGUCAUUGGGUCCAAGUGCCUGCUGGCAGGAUGGAUCAUAUACGUUACUCUUAUCUGGUGUCUAAAGGCAUGCAUGCUUUUCUUAUACCGGAGACUCACGCUUAAUCUUCAACAGAAGAAGAUGGUGUUAAUCACUGCUUGCACAUGUGCUGUGUUAUACGUCGCCACCAUCAUCGUGAUCCUGACGCGAUGCAUGCCGUUUCAUGCAAACUGGCAGGUGUAUCCAUACCCAGGCGACGCGUGCGCACUCAACAUUCCAAAUUAUAUUGCGCUUGCCAUCACGAACGUCACAACUGAUCUGAUGAUUUUAUAUAUCCCACUCCCUUUGCUAUGGUCUGUCCAAAUGCCUCUAGUUCGCAAAAUAAUCUGCUCCUUUUGGCUCUGCACGGGUGUAUUUAUCAUCGUAGCCACUCUCCUCAGAUGCAUUCUCUGCCUGCAGGAUGCGCAGUCCAUUAACCUAGGAACAAUCUGGUCCAUCCGAGAAACAUUCGUGGGUAUCCUCGCUGUCAACGCCCCGGUCCUAGGCCCCUGGAUCGCCAAAAAUGCGUCAGCUGUGCGUUCCCGCACCUCCAAAAACCGCUCCAAGACCGGCGGACAGGAGUCAGCGAAUCAUAUUGUUACAAUUGGUGCAAAAGAAAGCACCCAUCGUCUUGAUCGCUUGACGAAAGACGGCCGCGUACGCAAGGGGGUGGGGUGGACUGAAAUUGAUAAUGACAGCGAAGAGCGUAUCAUGAAGACGCAAAACGAUGUCGCCGUCUCAGCCAAGCGCUCAGACGAGGAGUUGAGCCAACACGCUCAUGCUGACGGCAUUCACGUCAAAACCACCUUCCAGAUAUCCAGAUAA